Molecule: messenger RNA, 1336 nt
Organism: Globicephala melas (long-finned pilot whale)
Lineage: Eukaryota; Metazoa; Chordata; Mammalia; Artiodactyla; Delphinidae
Gene: RHAG
Product: Rh associated glycoprotein
Biological process (GO): ammonium homeostasis; ammonium transmembrane transport
Cellular component (GO): plasma membrane
Molecular function (GO): ammonium channel activity
Source: RefSeq, a predicted model, not a curated record
AUGAGGUUCACGUUCCCUCUCAUGGCCAUUGGCCUGGAAGUUGCCAUGAUUGUUUUAUUUGGAUUAUUUGUUCAGUAUGAAACGGAUCAGAACGUUUCCCAGCAGCCCAACAGCACCAAGUCACCUACCGUGGAUGUGGACAGAUACCUUGACCUGUAUCCUCUCUUCCAAGAUGUGCAUGUUAUGGUAUUUGCUGGGUUUGGCUUCCUCAUGACCUUCUUGAGAAAAUAUGGCUUCAGCAGUAUGGGCAUCAACCUACUCAUUGCUGCUCUGGGCCUCCAGUGGGGCACUAUUGCACAGGGGAUCCUGCAGAGCCAUGGAGAGAAAUUCCACAUUGAAAUCAAAAACAUGAUAAAUGCAGACUUCAGUACAGCCGCAGUUCUGAUUUCUUUUGGAGCUGUCCUGGGAAAAACAAGUCCAAUCCAAAUGCUGACCAUGACAAUUUUAGAAAUUGCUGUCUUUGCUGUCAAUGAACAUCUGGUUGUCGAGGUAUUUGGGGCCUCUGAUAUUGGAGCAUCAAUGACCAUCCAUGCCUUUGGGGCCUACUUUGGUUUGGCUGUAGCAGGCAUCUUGUAUCGAUCAAGCCUGAAAGAAGGGCAUCGCAAUGAAGAGUCUGUGUACCACUCGGACUUGUUUGCAAUGAUUGGGACUCUUUUUUUAUGGGUAUUUUGGCCCAGCUUUAAUUCGGCCAUCGCUGAUGCUGGAAAGAACCAGUACCUGGCCAUCGUAAACACAUACUUCUCUCUUGCCGCCUGCGUGGUUACAGCCUAUGCGUGCUCCAGCCUUCUUGAGAGCCGAGGCAAGCUCCAUAUGGUUCACAUUCAGAAUGCAACCCUUGCUGGAGGAGUGGCUAUAGGCACUACUGCAGACAUGGCAAAUACCCCAUACUAUGCUAUGAUCAUUGGGAGCAUUGCAGGAGUGGUCUGCGUGUUUGGGUUCAAGUUUCUGACUCCAUUUUUCACUACUAAACUGAGGAUCCACGAUACGUGUGGGGUCCAUAACCUACAUGCCUUACCUGGUGUGAUAGGAGGCCUCGCCAGCAUUGUGUUCAUAGCCUUGGAGACAGCUGACACGUCUGCCAUGGCCAUGCAGGCAGCUGCGCUAGGUUCUUCCAUCGGAACAGCACUUGUUGGAGGGCUAGUCACAGGUUUGAUUCUAAAGAUACCUAUCUGGGGACAACCAGCUGACCAGGACUGCUAUGAUGAUUCUGUUUAUUGGGAGGUCCCUAGGAGGACAGAACUGGACGUGUUCAGUCGUUUCCAUGAACAUGGCAACCACAACCAGUUAGAACCUGAAGCCUAAAAACCAUUCCUGUGCCUCCGCCUCUUUUCCCAUU